AUGAAUAAACAUCAACGCUCUACGUACUACGUACUCGCUUACCGCCAGGCUCAGCUGGCAUACAAGGCUGGGCUGGGAACCGCGCCGCCGAGGAUGUGCCAAGCACAACGGGCUCCAAGUCGCACAGCCCAUGUCAGCAACCGACCGCCAUGGCCUUGUAGGGCGCGCGACAACUCCCUAUGCAGGCCAAGACGGAUGCUCGGCGCCUUCCACCGUGCGAGGGUGAGGGGUGAUGGUGGUUGGAGUGGUUGGCAGCGACACUGCAUGCCGAGGCUCGCCUACAGAUUACCUACACAUUACGAACCCCGGCCAAGAAUACACCACACGGAAGCAGCCAUGCUAAUAGGCUAA
Aspergillus niger is the source of this 351-nucleotide messenger RNA. RefSeq lists its product as hypothetical. The record is from RefSeq and is a predicted model, not a curated record. The transcript has a single exon. NCBI's taxonomy places the organism in Eukaryota, Fungi, Ascomycota, Eurotiomycetes, Eurotiales, Aspergillaceae. Bases 1 to 351 code for a protein of 116 amino acids.